Erythranthe guttata (spotted monkey flower) is the source of this 1617-nucleotide messenger RNA. Its product is annotated as cytochrome P450 71AU50. Gene Ontology annotation, molecular function: iron ion binding; oxidoreductase activity, acting on paired donors, with incorporation or reduction of molecular oxygen; heme binding. Lineage: Eukaryota; Viridiplantae; Streptophyta; Magnoliopsida; Lamiales; Phrymaceae. The record is from RefSeq and is a predicted model, not a curated record.
AUGGCGUGGUUUUGGACGACAGUGAUAUCGGUGGUGAUCGUAUUCCACUGGUUCGUUCAAAAGCUUCUAAACCUGACGACGACGAAGAAGAAACAGCCACCAAGUCCAAAAGGGCUACCAAUUUUAGGCCAUUUUCAUCUCUUGGGGAAAAAUCCCCACCAAAAUCUGCAUCGUUUAGCCCAAAAAUAUGGUCCAAUCAUGUUCCUCCGACUCGGCAUGGUGCCGGCAUUCGUCGUCUCUUCGCCGGCGGGAGCCGAGCUCUUCUUGAAAACCCACGAUCUCUCUUUCGCGAACAGGCAUCCUUCGCAGGCCGCCGAACACAUUAGCUACGGCAGCAGAAACAUCGCGUCCGCCCCAUACGGUCCUUACUGGCGCAACAUGCGCAAAUUGAGCACCGUCAACUUGCUUAGCAACAUCAAAAUCAACCAGUUUCAGGCCAUGAGAAAGGGUGAGCUUGGGGCGUUGGUCAAUCGUCUCCGACGGGCUUCCGAUAAUCGAGAAAUUGUUGAUGUGGGCAAGAUGGUCACGACCCUCACCGGGGAUAUGAUUUGUAUGAUGGUGUUUGGGAGGAAGUACGGCGACAGCGAUUUAGGCGAUAAAGGGUUUAAAGCUGUGAUCGAGGAGGCGCUGGAUAUCGCUGCCGCUCCGAAUCUCGGAGACUAUUUUCCGUUCAUGGGGACCAUUGAUCUUCAGGGAUUGACCCGUCGGAUGAAACAACUCAGCAAAAUUUUUGAUGGGUUUCUCGGGAAGAUCAUCGACAACCAUGUUCAGAACAAGCAAGAGAAGGAGACUCAAGACUUUGUGGACACCAUGAUCGCCAUCAUGGACUCUGGUGAAGCUGGAUUCGAAUUUGAUCAUCGCCAUGUCAAGGCUGUGCUAUUGGAUAUGCUUAUCGGAGGAACAGAUACUUCAGCAGUAACAGUGAACUGGGCACUCGCAGAACUCAUUAGGCACCCACAAAUCAUGAAAAAACUGCAACAAGAACUCGAUAAAGUUGUCGGCAUGGACGAAUACAUUGAAGAAUCACACCUCGACAAGCUCGACUACUUAAAUUUUGUCAUCAAGGAAACUUUUAGGCUCCACCCCAUUGUCCCAUUGAUAGGCCACAAAACCAUGGAAGAUCUAACGGUCGAAAACUUCCAUGUACCAAAGGGAUCAUCGGUGUUUGUGAAUGUUUGGUCUAUUCAUAAAGAUCCUAAUGUGUGGGAAGACCCUGAAAAGUUCUGGCCCGAGAGAUUUUCUGAAACUAAUGUGGAUCUUCAAGGACGUGAUUUCCGGCUUUUGCCGUUUGGUUCGGGGCGAAGAGUUUGCCCGGGGUAUCAGUUGGGACUAACCGUGGUGCGGUUAGUGUUGGCGCGGUUGGUUCAUUGCUUUGAUUGGGAGCUUCCUAAUGGGAUGUUGCCUAAUGAAUUGGAUAUGGCCGAGCAUUUUCGUUUUGUUAUGAGUAGAGAGAAGCCUCUCAUGGCCAUUCCCGUUUAUCGAUUGCAUAAAUGAAGGCCCCAAUUGGAUUUCUAGCCAAUCUAUUUAUAUUAUAUAAUUAAUUAAUAAAGAGAGGAUCAUUACUUAUUUGGAGAGUUUAUCAAAUGUUUGUCAUUCAUUUUUCGAGAACGUAUGAUA